Molecule: messenger RNA, 1308 nt
Organism: Lates calcarifer (barramundi perch)
Lineage: Eukaryota; Metazoa; Chordata; Actinopteri; Centropomidae
Gene: echdc1
Product: enoyl CoA hydratase domain containing 1
Exons: 7
Coding region: 54-980 (308 amino acids)
Biological process (GO): fatty acid beta-oxidation
Cellular component (GO): cytosol
Molecular function (GO): enoyl-CoA hydratase activity
Source: RefSeq, a predicted model, not a curated record
UCCAGGGGGACGGAUUUCAGAGUAACACCACACGGCUCCCAUUAAGCAGCAGGAUGGUUCUUUAUGCACUGAGGUGGCAACUUCUGAAAAUCAGCAGAGGCUGUGGAGCCUGGGGCAGGUUGCUGCAGAGACAGAGCAGCAGAUUUGUUUACUCCAACAUCCAUGGCUUCGACCAGGUGGAGAUCAGAGAAAAGCUGCAGGCUUUUCCUGGAGGCUCCAUUGACCUGCUCAAACAGGACUCUGGUAUAGCUGUCCUGACCAUCAACAACCCCUCCCGCAUGAACGCCUUCUCCGGCAGUAUGAUGGUGGAUCUGGAGGAAAAGGUGACCCAGCUGGAGAACUGGACAGAUGGCAAAGGCCUCAUUGUCCAGGGUGCUGCUCAAACCUUCUGCUCUGGGUCGGACCUCAAUGCUGUCCGGGCAAUAUCUAACCCACAGGACGGGAUGAAGAUGUGUAUGUUCAUGCAGAAUUCUCUUACAAGGCUCCUUAGGCUGCCUCUGAUAUCUGUUGCUCUGGUGGAGGGGAGAGCACUGGGAGGAGGUGCAGAACUCACCACUGCCUGUGAUUUCAGAUUAAUGGCAUCAGACAGUGUGAUCCAGUUUGUCCACAAACACAUGGGACUGGUUCCAGGCUGGGGCGGUGCCGCACGACUUGUUCACAUUGUUAGAAGCCAGAACGCUCUAAAGCUCCUUGGUGGUGCUCUGAAAGUGGACCCCAAACUUGGCCUGCAGAUUGGACUGGCAGAUGGAGUCCUGGAGGCAGAGGACAGUGCAGGGACUCCCUUAGAGCAGGCUGAAAACUGGCUCAGUCGCUACAUAAAAGGACCGGCCCCUGUGAUUCGGGCUGUGAAGAAGGUGGUGUUGUCAGGGAGAGAGCUCCCUCUGUCUGAGGCUCUGAGGACUGAAAAGGAUGUGUUUGGGACAGUGUGGGGUGGGCCGGCUAACCUUGAGGCCCUGGCUAGCAAGUCCAAACACAAAUGAACUGGUCCAAGUGCCUCUCCUCAAUAUAUUUAGAUUGGCAAAGAUCAAGUGAGACAUUUCUGAAAAGCUCAUUACUGGUCAAAAUGGUUUGUAAGGUGCCACACAGAGAGCUGCUACAGCACCUAUGAGAGACUGACUCUUGAUUGACAUUACUGAACUGACUGGUGGGACAUUUAUAGGACUUUUUAAGUACUUUUCAUGUAAUAUGUUGAAUGUUGUGUCCAAAUGUGGACUGACUUUGCAGUGGGAAAGUAGAAACAGAUGAUUUAUUUCUGUUCUGUGGUCAGUGGAAAAAGGGACAAUAAACCUUGUUUAUUUCAAUAAAUUA